Fraxinus pennsylvanica is the source of this 600-nucleotide messenger RNA. The record is from the annotation of a GenBank genome assembly. Lineage: Eukaryota; Viridiplantae; Streptophyta; Magnoliopsida; Lamiales; Oleaceae.
AUGGCAACCAACGAAGCGCUGCCGCGCACCACCGUUGAUCUCAUCAGCACAGGCACUACAGUCUCUAAAGAUUUCCCCUCAGAGUCUCUGGAAUUACUCACUCUGUUUUACAACAAUACUGGUGUCUUUCACACAAUUAAACCUGAACAUAAUAUUAAGGAUUCUUUCUCUAACCUUAUUGGUGGAGUUCUUAAGGUUAUUACAAUUGAACGGGGGAGAAUCUCUUGCCUCCUCACCAUCAAACCUCCUACACUGAAUCUUUAUGGAGGAAUGCAUGGAGGAGCAGUUGGGGCUGUGGCUGAGAGGUUGGCAAUUGCUUGUGCUAGAACAGUUGUAAGAAAAGAUAAGAAUCUCUUCCUUGGAGAAUUAAGCAUAUCUUACCUCUCUGCAGCUCCACGUAAUACUGAAGUAAUUGUUGAUGGGUCUGUGGUAAGGAGUGGGAGGAACUUGACAGUAGUUGCAUUCAAACAUCAAAGAUACAGACAUCUUGCUCAGUUCAUAAAACCUUUGAAGCAACCAUGGAAAAGAAACAGUGCAAACUACAGGCAAGAAAAUGAAGUGUUUCUUCAACUUGUUAAAGUAAACCGUCAAUUAUUAUAG